AUGAACAAGCAGCCCGCCGCUCGAAGACACUCUGCCCGCAUCGCAUCGCGCGUCCCUGCGCCUGCUCCCGGGCCUGCCGCCGCUGCCGCCGCCGCUGCGGCGGCAAAGCGCAGCCAGCUUCCGCCCGCCGCGAGCUCGCGCUCAAAGAGCUUGCUGCUCCGGCUGCUCGACCGGCAAAUUGACGCGCGAGCCAUCCGCUCCUUUGAGAAGCGCAGCGUGCAGCAGCGCUUCUCGAAUUUCAACGAGCGGGUCAAGUGCGACCUCUUUGCGCCCCCGAGCGGGAGUGAGCAGACGCCGCACGGCGUCGAGCACCUGCGCGAGCGGCGGACUUGCGUGCUCGAGCUCGUCGUGGCGGGCGGCCUCAUCUUUGGGCUCGCCGACUCGGGCAUCUGCUGCGGCUUUGACAUGGACAGUGGCCGGCGAGUCGUGACGCUGAACGCAUCGUCGCAAGAGGCGCGGGCGGGGCAGCGGCGUACCGCGCCUCGGCCUGCCCGCCCACACGCGCGGACGUCGGUCGCGUAG
Messenger RNA from Emiliania huxleyi CCMP1516, 522 nucleotides. RefSeq lists its product as hypothetical. Lineage: Eukaryota; Haptophyta; Isochrysidales; Noelaerhabdaceae. Bases 1 to 522 code for a protein of 173 amino acids. The transcript has a single exon. The record is from RefSeq and is a predicted model, not a curated record.